AUGUCAGACUCGGACUCGGACGAUUUCCAGGACGCCCGCGAGCACAUUGCCGUGCCGCCUGCUCGGAUGGACAAACAGCUCGCCACCACGCUCAAGGACGCCCACGAGAUCCUCGCCAACUUGGAUAACUCCUUCGCCGCAGACCUGGCUCUCCAUCUGUACAUGGUGCGGCUGUUGGAGACUCGCGGGUGGUACGUGGCUAACGGCCGGUUCAGCGCGUGGCCACUUGCCCGCGACGUUGUUCCGGUGCCUCGGGCGUCCAGAGAGUACGUGGACGAGUGCAACGUCACCGCAGACCGCCAAUCUGCCCUCCUAGUUCCAUACAAACAGCUCAACAACGAUGCCAAGGAGAAACCCAAGGAACAGUUCUUGGAAUACAAGCCCGCCCGCACAAACGCCGUGGAAGAGCUCGAACUACAGCUGCGCGCAGUGUUCCAGCGCAAAAUCGACUCGAAAAUCCAUUCCUAUAACCUCUCCAACGCUGCUACGCGCAUAGCUGAUAAGACAGCCCCUAUGGAAAAAUACAUGCCCAUUCUAGAGCCACCAGUAGACAUGGAGCCAGAAACCAAGUCCGACCUGCUGGCCAGGAUCAACACCGUGUUCGAUGGGCUUAUCCGACAGAGAAAGGACUCGCUGGUGUCCGAAACCGUGUCUCCCUUUGACUGGACCUCGAUAGCGUUGCAGGCCAAAGACUAUGACGCGUACAUCGACAUGGCCCGUUUGAUGAAACUCAAUAACUGGAAAGUGGUCUCCGCCGCAAGCUUCGAACACGCUGCCCCAAACACUUUCGAGCAGGUGUCGGAGAUGAAGAACUCCAGUAUAGUCUUGGCAUGUCGUUUGCUCUGUCCCUUCUCGAUCAAAGUCCGUGGUGUGCCAGAUUUCCUAAACGACCCGUUUGGCCAGAGCGUGUCUUGCAACAUGGUCAAAAUGCUCCCGACUGUCGCAGAGUCCUUGAGCUUGCCCUCGACGUUGAUCCGCACGAUCUUCUCGAUCGUCGAGCCCAGCAGCUGUUGCAGAACAAGAAUGAUAGCCCGGCCUCGCAGCCAAACCAUCGAGUUCUUUAACCAGAAAACGCUAAUCAGAAACUCGCUGAUUGGCCGCACAAACGAAACAGACUUCGCCUGGCUGUCCAUGUCGUCGUCCAAACUCGACAGUUCCUUCUCCAUCUCCAAAUUGGGUUGCUGGCCGUCGUCCACGGGAGAAGUCUUGUACUGCAGCUGGAGCUGGCUGGAGAUGUUGUUGUACAACUUGGAGGCCAUGUUAACGGCACUUUUGCCUGGACGGCCCAGAUUCUCAGGAGCCGCCAAUUUCAGCUCCUGCGAAGAACUCAUUGUCACUUCGUCUUCGUCAAAGCUUUCGUCCUCGUCAAACAGCUUCAUCGACUUUAUAGACUCUUUCUCGUCGAUUGGCUCAGAAUUUGCGUCAAACAGUCCGUUCCCGUCAUCUGUUUCUCCAAACAGGUCGCGCUGGACGUCUUUGCUCAAUAGUCUGGAGUUUCGAGGCGUACUCACCCCGGAAGGCGCCUCCGAGAAGUCUUCUGACGAUGAAAAUGCAGAAUUGGUAGGAUCCAGUCCUGGACGUGCCGAGCCGUCGUUGGCAAGCUCGUUUAAAACGUCCUCAACUGCUUUCAAAACCACGUCGCUCACCUUCUGGUCGUCAUUGCCUUGUUCCUGA
This is a messenger RNA of Ogataea philodendri, 1674 nucleotides long. RefSeq lists its product as uncharacterized. The record is from RefSeq and is a predicted model, not a curated record. The transcript has 3 exons. The coding region runs from base 1 to 1674 and encodes 557 amino acids. Lineage: Eukaryota; Fungi; Ascomycota; Pichiomycetes; Pichiales; Pichiaceae.